AUGGACAGGACCAAGCUCGAAGCGUACACUCUGGAGCAACUGAAAGAAGAGGCGAAUAGAUACGGGCUGGCCACUACAGGCGAUAAAAGCACGAUAAUAGCGAAUAUAAUGAAGCACCUGGAGAAACAAGGACCUCAGGAUCUACAGGAUGAGGCGGCCAGAGCAGCGGCGGCCAACAGGCAAAGAAAACCUUCGGCAGGCUCCGCGGAGCAAGUAUCAGCGCCCCUGCUACGCCAAGUCCUAGCAUCCAUAGACGGGAUGCUCGAGCAGCAAAGACUGGCUGAUCAGCUGCAGCAGCAGCAAUUUGAGAGACUGCUGACGGCUAUGAGCAACGGGAGCAGAGUCCCGGUAGGAAGCCUCGACCCGCCAGAAGCCGGACAGCAGACAUCAAGGUCUACCGUAGAGAGCAACCCGCCGCUGGCUCGAGUUUCCGGAGAGGCCCCGCCAGUAGGAAGCCUGGUGAACUGCCUGGCGUCGCAGAUCCCCGAGUUCGCUGGCGAGGAGGACGAUAACGUCCAGGCGUGGACGAAGCGAGUCGACAAGGUCGCCCAAGUUCACGGGGCAACGGACGGGGUGACCUUAUUAGCAGCCUCCAGUAGGCUGACGAAAUCCGCGCGCAGGUGGUACGAGAUCCAGACGGGUCUCGCCAUGGAGUCCUGGAUCGGCCUGCGCCUGGAAAUCACGAAAAUUUUUGAGCGUAAGAUUCCCUUUUACAGAUCGAUGCAGAAGAUAGAGGCUCGCAAGUGGCAAUCGCAGAAGGAGACGUUUGACCGGUACGCGAUCGAGAAGUUGGCCAUGAUCCAAGCGCUGAACUUACCGGAGCAAGAUACAGUACAAUUGCUGAUCGGAGGCAUCACGCAGAGCGCGAUCAAGGCGACGGCCCUAUCCAUCGCGACCGAGCCGUUAAACAGUUUCCUGGAACGCAUGAGGAGCAUAGCGGAAGGUGUGGUGGACACCGACCGAAAGACGGCUCCGUCAGGAACGAACGGGAAGGCAAAGGACGUACCGUGCAGGAACUGCGGGACGAAGGGCCACGCCGCAAGGGACUGCAAGGUCGAGCCCAGUUGUUUUUAUUGUAAGAAGAAAGGGCACAGGAGGUUCGAGUGCCCGGUCCUCAAACGCAAAGACGAGAAGCCAGGGACUUCGACCUCAACGACCAAGGCAGCGGCGAGCGUGUCGCAGGAGCCGGAGCCGGCCGCAGAGGUGGUGGCAUCGGUGGAUCGCCCCGAGUGCAACCUGGAAAUCAACGACCCGUUAGUACCAAUAGACAGCAUAAACGGUGAGCGUUGCAAAUUAUUAGCUCUCAUUGAUACUGGAAGUCCAGUUUCGUUCGCGAAAUUUAGCGUAUAUGAAAAAUAUGUGAAACCGCGUGAAAUAAAAUUAUCGCCGGUAAAAACGAAAUUACGAAAUUUAAGCGAUCACGUGUUAGAAGUAAUAGGUAUCGUGAAGGUCGAAGUAAGUUUACCGCAACUGCCAAAUAUUUCGCUGAGUGUAGAUUUACAUAUCCUAAAGGAAAACGUAUUCGAAGGCGAUAUUAUUCUCGGCAGAGAGUUUAUGCGGAAACAAAAACUUACUUUGAUCUUCAGACCAAUAACCCAAGGUGAGGAGGAAAGCGUUCAGCUAUUUGCCCAGCUGCCUUUGUGUGUCGAAGCGGACGGUCACAUUCCGCUAGAAGACAUGAUCGAAAAUACAAUAACGGACUUGGACGCGAAAGAUAAACGAAAAUUGAAAGAUAUAAUAGCAGAAGUUAAACAAACUAAAAGCAUAGCGGUAGAGGACGAUUACUCGGUACAGGUACGGUUGAAGGAUGACUCAACGUAUUCCUUCUCCCCUAGAAGAUUCGCGUAUGCGGAACGCCUCCAGAUUAGAGGUAUCGUCGACGACCUCUUAGCUCGCGGAAUUGUACAGCCGAGCACCUCUCCGUAUUGCGCCAGGGUAGUGCCUGUGAGAAAAAGAAACGGGCAAAUUAGGUUGUGCGUGGACCUACGACCACUGAACUCGCGUGUCGAAAGACAAAAGUACCCGUUUCCGGUCAUUGAAGAGUGCCUGACUCGAUUAAAUGGUAAAAAGAUUUAUACGUUGCUAGAUUUAAAAGAUAGCUUCCACCAAAUAAAAGUGGAGAAAAACUCGACGAAGUACUUUGCCUUUGCGACGCCGGACGGGCAGUACGAAUACACACGAUUACCUUUUGGCUUUUGUGAAUCUCCCGCGGAAUUUCAGAAGCGCUUAAUACAGAUUCUCAGCCCGUUGAUCCGCGACGAUAAAGUCCUGAUCUAUAUGGAUGACGUACUUAUAGCGUCACCCACAGUCGAUCAAAAUCUGACCGAUCUUAAAGAAGUUUU
Messenger RNA from Vollenhovia emeryi, 2342 nucleotides. RefSeq lists its product as uncharacterized. The transcript has a single exon. The record is from RefSeq and is a predicted model, not a curated record. NCBI's taxonomy places the organism in Eukaryota, Metazoa, Arthropoda, Insecta, Hymenoptera, Formicidae. The annotation marks the transcript as partial. Gene Ontology annotation, molecular function: zinc ion binding; nucleic acid binding.